AUGGCUGCUGGGACAGAAGCAGCUAGUCAAGAUUUUUGUGCCGAUAUAGAUCGAACUAAUAGCGCAAGAAAUAGUCUUGACCAAGAUCAAAGAUAUCACGAUGCCUUAGAUACAACUAUCAAAUCAAGAUUUGGCUAUUUUAAAUGGUCACCUGAUUUUUUACAAGUUAUCAAUAAACCUCGUUGGUUGCUGUUUAUUAUAGCAAUGUACUUUACUGUUGCUAGUAUGCAAGUUACUGGGCUACGAGCUGUUGUUGUUAGGCCAUUAGAACGUCGAUUUAAUAUCACUAGCACUCAAGUUGGUCUCAUUGUCAGUGUUAACGAGAUUACUGCUUCAGCUGGUUCAGUCCUUUUUACCUAUUUUGCUUCGCAAGGGCACAAAGGUCAAUGGUUGGGAUAUGGGGCUUUAACUUUCGGGAUAGGGUCGCUGCUCUUCAGUACACCUCAAUUUAUCACCGAAAAAUAUGUGUAUUCCGACUUAAUUAAUCAAUCUGAUCUUUGCAGCUUAUCUUCAGUUUUAUCAAAUACCUCUACAGGCAAUACUUGCCAGCAAAAAAAAGUUUAUUCUUCAGACUUAUAUACAGCUAUUUUUAUUGGAGCACAAAUUAUUAUUGGAUUAGGCGUAUCAACAGUCUAUAAUGUUAGUAUUGCAUAUGCUGAUGAAAACGUUAGCCCUAAAUCAUCUCCAAUUUACGUUGGAAUAAUUAAUUCUAUGGCAGCAUUAGGUCCCGCACUAGGAUUCUUAUUAGGUGGAAUUUUGCUCAAUAUCUACAUAGAUUGGCCGUCAACGCCGUCAGGUAAUCUGACUCCGUCGGAUCCAAGAUGGAUCGGAGCCUGGUGGCUAGGCUAUGUUAUAACUGCUAUUUUACUUUUCUUGAUUGCGAUUCCAAUGCUCGGUUUCCCGAAGCAUUUACCUAAUUAUCAGCGCUAUAGAGCUGAACGAAAAGCAUUAUCAUCCGCUAAGGAAGAUGUUGAAUUUAAAAGGCGCCUAUCUGAUUUCCCGAAAGCGUUAUAUGAACUAUUAACUAAUAAAGUUCUUAUGUGUACCAUCAUGGCUUUUGCGUUCGAAGAAGUUAAUAUUUCCGGAUUAUCUUCAUUCUUACCAAAAUAUAUAGACUCUCAAUUCUCUCUUGGGCUAUCAACAUCCGUACUCAUUGCAGGUGCCGUUACAGUAGUCGGUGGAGCUGGAGGAAUAAUUAUUGGUGGAGUUGUAAUGAAAUAUUUGAAUCUAUAUGAAGAUAAAACGGUUAAAUUCUGCGCCCUAAUUUCGCUAAUUGGGCUCUUUCUGAGCCUUGGAUUGCUAAUCAAAUGUGAUAGUCCGCCAUUUGCUGGUGUAAAUAUUCCUUACCAUACAAACAUAAGUUCCAAUACAAGUACUAAUUUUUUCAUGCGCGUUUUUAGUUACAAUCCAUUAUUUACUGCAAACAUUACCGGCAACUGCAAUUUACCCUGCCAUUGCAAUGAAGUAAAGUACAACCUAAUUUGUGGAUUAGAUGGGAAAAGCUAUUUCUCACCAUGUCAUGCAGGAUGUAGGAAAAGGAUACUAAAUUCAAAAACUAACAUUAUGGAAUACUAUGACUGUGAAUGCAUAAAUACAAGCGAUGACUUUCAAAGCAAGGAAGGCACAUUAUCCAUCCCUGUUCGCGAGGCUUAUGGCGGCAAUUGCCAAGGAUCAUGUAGUCUGUCUAUUCCUUUCUUUAUCUUAUUGGCCUUUAUUAUGAUCUCAACAUUUCUCAAUGUAGCACCAGGAAUGCAGAUUAUUCUACGGUCUGUGCCAGAGAAUCAAAAUGCUUUUGCGGUAGGAUUGAUGGGUACUUUUGCCCGUUUAAUAGGUGGCUUAAUUGGACCGGUAAUCUUUGGAGUUAUUUUAGAUCACUCUUGCUCACUGUGGGAUGAAAAUUGUAAUCAGCGAGGAUUUUGUUGGGCCUAUCAUAAUGAUACUUUAAGCUUAUUAGUAUUUGCUGCUAUGGCUACUUUCAAAUCUCUUAAACUCAUAGCAUAUUUAUUAGCUUGGCAUUUCUAUCCAGUUUCGCAAGAAAGUAAUAAGCGAAAUUGCUUUAGUGAUAACAGAUUGAAAGAAAAGAGUAACACAAGAAAUAUCUCAGAUUCUCCUAAAUCUAAAAUUAUGUUGAUCACUAAAGUAACAACAGUUUAG
This is a messenger RNA of Trichoplax adhaerens, 2154 nucleotides long. RefSeq lists its product as uncharacterized. Gene Ontology annotation, molecular function: protein binding; transmembrane transporter activity. Lineage: Eukaryota; Metazoa; Placozoa; Uniplacotomia; Trichoplacea; Trichoplacidae. Gene Ontology annotation, cellular component: membrane. The record is from RefSeq and is a predicted model, not a curated record. The transcript is spliced from 6 exons. Bases 1 to 2154 code for a protein of 717 amino acids. Gene Ontology annotation, biological process: transmembrane transport.